Molecule: messenger RNA, 434 nt
Organism: Xiphias gladius (swordfish)
Lineage: Eukaryota; Metazoa; Chordata; Actinopteri; Istiophoriformes; Xiphiidae
Product: 101 kDa malaria antigen-like
Exons: 1
Coding region: 84-395 (103 amino acids)
Source: RefSeq, a predicted model, not a curated record
AGGAGAAGAAAGAACUGCACAAGCAGAACAAAGAACUCCAAGAGGAGAAGGAGGAACUGCAGAAAGUGAAUAACGCACUGGAAAUGGAGAAAGAAGAACUGCAGAAAGAGUACAAAGUACUGGAGGAGUUCUGUCUGAAAACACAGAAGAGCCGACAUUUCUGGUUUUGGAAGAAGACAAAAGAGGAGAAGAUCAAGAAAAAGGAAAAAGAGGAGGAGAAGGAGGCACGAAAAGAGAAACAGAAAGCAGAGAAGGCAAAGAAGCAAAGCAAAGAAAAGGAGAAGAUGGAGAAAAAGUGGAGUCGUUGGAGCUGGUUGCACAAGAAAAAGAAGUGUGACAGCGACAGCAAGAUGGAGGAGGCUGCCGGUUUUUCAGCUCAGGCUGGACAACAGUAGCUCCCUCCUCACCCAUUCAUCUCUCCACUUCUCCCCCAU